This is a messenger RNA of Polistes canadensis, 1891 nucleotides long. RefSeq names its product motile sperm domain-containing protein 2-like. The record is from RefSeq and is a predicted model, not a curated record. NCBI's taxonomy places the organism in Eukaryota, Metazoa, Arthropoda, Insecta, Hymenoptera, Vespidae. The coding region runs from base 382 to 1842 and encodes 486 amino acids. The transcript is spliced from 9 exons.
UAGAAAUUACACGUGCGAUCUUUAAUGAUAAUUAGAGAAUCAGCGUUCUUGGUAAAAAGAAACGAUAGUUAUUAACUCGAUAUGCUAUCUCAUUUCAAACCGAUUUGUGAGAUAUAUUGUUUAACGUCCCAUUCAAUGGAUUAGUCUUGAAUAUUGUAUACCGUUUGCUUCAUUUUUUUUUAGUAAUUUUGCAAUCUUAUCAUUUGAUACGAGUGGCAUUUAAUAUAAAUAAUCUAUAUAUAUGUAUUUUUAACAGUUUAAAUAAAAUUAGUAUUACGAAAAGAACGUACGAUUUCUAAAAGGGAAUAUUGAACGUAUAAAUAAAUAAUAAACUAAUUUGCCAAUCAUCAUAACUUCGAGCCGGUCAAAGUUUAAUCAAAGAUGGAAACGCAUGUUGAACUUAUUGCUGAACUUCGCGAAAAAUUCUUUAAAAAAUUGGAGGAAGAAACACCAUCUGAUCCUAGAGGUUUCCAUCCAGCUGAUAUUGUUAGAAUAAAACAUAGUGAUGAUUGGUUAAAAAGAUUUUUAGAACAUAAUGAAAAUGAUUUAGAAGAAUCUUUGUCUAUGCUUUGGGAUACUUGUACUUGGAGAAGAAAAAUUGGUGCAAAUGAUAUUUCAGAGGAUAAUGUGAACUAUUUAGAAGACGGAGUGGUGUUUAAUUAUGGUAAAGAUAAAGAUGGGAAAAGUCUCCUUAUCAUUAAAUCCAAGCAACAUGUAAAGGGAGUAAGAGAUUUUAGUGAAAUUCAGAGAUGCAUUGUUUAUUGGUUUGAAAGAUUAGAAAGAGAAGGAAAUGGAAAUCAAAUAUCAAUAUUUUUUGAUAUGGCAGAGACUGGACUUUCUAAUUUAGAUAUGGAAUUCACUAAGUACCUGACUGGUUUAUUCAAAUGUUAUUAUCCAAAUUUUUUAAAUUAUAUUAUAAUAUUUGAAAUGCCAUGGGUAUUAAAUGCAGCUUUUAAGAUAAUAAAAUCAUGGUUACCUGCUAAGGCAAUACCAAAGAUAAAGUUUGUUAAUAAAUCUAAUUUAAAGGAUUUCGUUGAUCCAAAUGAUAUACUUAAAUGUUGGGGUGGUACAAAUGAUUAUACUUUCGUUUUUGUACCAGAAGAACAAACAAGCACAGAAAAUGCAAUAAAUGACAAACUUGAUAGCAAAAAGGUACAUUUUGUAGAAAAUUCUCCCUUGACGGAACAACCUCCAAGUGGAUUUGGAGAUCAAGUAAGUGAAGAACAAUUUCUCUCAAUCGAACCAGAAGCAGUUACGUUCAACAAGGAAGGGAAUGAAAUCAUUGCUAGGAUCAUAUUAAAAAAUGUCACAACAGACAAGCAUUUGUCUUACAAGAUUAAAACUACAUCGCCGCAGAAAUUCAGGGUAAGACCUAGUUCAGGUAUUAUAUCUCCUUCCGAACGGUGCAGCGUUACAGUUGUUUUUCAACCAGGAUACAAUCUACGUGGUCUCUCGAACAAUGAUAGAUUUUUGGUAAUGUGUCUUCCUGUUAAAAAUUCUACUGCAACUACUCAAGAAUUAAUGGCGAUAUGGAAGUCUGGUAAACCUGCCGAGCAACACAGAUUAAGAUGUUACGAUGGAGCAAACGAAAAUAAUGAAAUACAGAAAACGUAUUCUAUAUUAUCAUCCGGUUCUACAGAAGAAAAUCGUAUGAUGGAUGCACUUUGUUCUAAGGUAAUUCAUUUGGAAGAAAAUUGUAACAAGUUAUACAAGGAAUUAAAAUAUUUGCAAAUAUUCUCUAUAAUAUUAACAAUCGUUAUGGCAGUUGCAAUUAUAUAUAUCUUAAGAAGUGCUAUACAAAAUACUGAUCUUGAAAACUGCCAUAUUCAUCGUGGUAUAUAAAAUAUGCUAAUUUGUGAAAUUUAGCUUAAAAUAUAUGGGACAAUUUCUU